Messenger RNA from Acipenser ruthenus (sterlet), 5294 nucleotides. RefSeq names its product dachshund homolog 1-like. The coding region runs from base 220 to 2373 and encodes 717 amino acids. The transcript has 14 exons. NCBI's taxonomy places the organism in Eukaryota, Metazoa, Chordata, Actinopteri, Acipenseriformes, Acipenseridae. The record is from RefSeq and is a predicted model, not a curated record.
CUUUUCAGCUCGUUUUCUCCCUGUCAUUCUCUCUCAAUCUUUGAUCAAUGUACUACUGUAGAGAGCCAGCCUAGAUCCUGCAAACCCCUUCCUUUCCACCUCCUCCUUUACCUAUAAAACAAAACAAAAUAUAUAGAAGAACACAUCCCGCUGGACUUUGAUUUUUUUUCGGGACACUUAUACUGGCUAUAUACCUUGAACUUAUUCACAUAGGUGACCAUGGCAGUACCGGCUGCUUUGAUCCCCCCGACCCCGCUUGUCCCUCAACCUCCGAUUUCAACUACUUCAGCCACAUCUUCGCCCUCGACAACCUCUUCUCCUUCUCCUUCGGUCGCUCCUUCUGGGCAGAACCUGUUUCGAUCGGAGCCGAUUAACAACAGCAACAGCCCUGGCAUCCCUGUCGGCAGCCUGCCGAGCAAGCCGGUGUACUCGACUCCGUCUCCAGUUGAGAAUACUCCGCAGAAUAACGAGUGUAAAAUGGUGGAUUUGAGGGGAGCUAAGGUCGCUUCAUUCACAGUGGAAAGCUGUGAACUAAUCUGCCUUCCUCAGGCUUUUGAUCUGUUUUUGAAGCACUUGGUCGGGGGACUGCACACCGUGUACACCAAGCUGAAGAGGCUGGAGAUCACGCCGGUGGUGUGUAAUGUGGAGCAAGUCCGGAUCCUGAGGGGACUCGGGGCCAUCCAACCAGGAGUGAACCGCUGCAAACUGAUCUCCAGAAAGGACUUCGAGACCCUUUACAACGACUGCACCAAUGCAAGCUCUAGACCCGGGAGGCCUCCCAAGAGGACGCAGAGUGUUACAUCCCCAGAGAAUCAGCACAUCAUGCCACAUACUGUCCCAGGUCUCAUGUCACCAGGAAUCAUUGCUCCUACAGUGGCAGGAUUCCACCCACUCUUCUACAGAUUCCACUCUGACACGGAUGAUAUUUUAAAGGAUAGUGACAAAUGUCGGCAGACAACAGCAGAUGCUGAGUUUUGCAGAGGAUUUCUUCAAGCUGCUCAGAGACUGCCCGGAGCACACCUUCAUGAUGUCAACACGUUCAAGUCAAGGUACUACCUUGGAUCAGGUCUCUCAGCCGCAGCAGCUGCAGCUGCCGCUGCCACAAACGCUGCCAUUGCAGAGGCCAUGAAGGUAAAGAAGAUCAAGUUAGAAGUCAUGAGCAGCUACCACAGUAGCAAUAACCAGCAUGGGGCAGAUUCAGAGAACGGAGACCUGAAUUCCAGCGUGGGUAGCUGUGAUGUUUCCUGGGAUAAAGAGAAACUUCAGUCUCCCAAUGCCCAAGGAUUACAGGCCUCAGUUACCCAUCCCAGCCUACCUGGACAGCAUAAACGUUCAGUUAGUCACCCCCUUAACCCUCUCCAGCAGAACCACCUUCUACCAAAUGGUUUGGAGCUUCCCUUCAUGAUGAUGCCCCACCCCCUGAUUCCUGUCAGCCUACCUCCUGCAUCGGUUACCAUGGCAAUGAGUCAGAUGAACCACCUCAGCACGAUCGCUAACAUGGCAGCUGCCGCACAAGUACAGAGUCCCCCUUGCAGAGUCGAGACUUCAGUUAUCAAGGAACGCGUACCCGACAGCCCGUCUCCCGCCCCGUCCCUUGAGGAUGGGAGGAGACCCGGCAGCCAUCCCUCUUCUCACCGGAGCAGCAGUGUGUCCAGCUCUCCCGCUCGCACCGAAAGCUCUUUAGACAGAAUCCCUGUGCAUCAGAAUGGACUAUCCAUGAACCAGACACUUAUGGGAUUGUCACCAAAUGUAGUGCCCGGCCCCAAGGAAGGAGAUCUCGCCACCCAUGACAUGGGCCAUGAAGCAAAAAGAAUACACCUUGAAAAAGAUGAGACUCCACUCUGCACUCCGACUGCAAGAGACAGCUUUGAAAGACUUUCCCUGGCAGGACAGCAUUUACCUCCAGGAUUCCCAUCACCUUUCCUCUUUCCUGAUGGCUUGUCUUCGAUAGAGACCCUUCUGACCAACAUACAGGGCCUCUUAAAGGUUGCCAUCGACAACGCCAGAGCCCAAGAGAAGCAGAUCCAGAUGGAGAAGACAGAGCUGAAAAUGGAGCUAUUCAGGGAGAGAGAGCUCAGAGAAACCAUAGAGAAGCAGCUAGCUGUGGAGCAGAAAAACAGAGCAAUAAUUCAGAAGAGGUUAAAGAAGGAGAAGAAGGCAAAAAGGAAAUUACAGGAAGCACUUGAAUAUGAAACCAAAAGGCGAGACCAAGCAGAACAGACACUGAAGCAGGCAGCUUCUACAGACAGUCUCAGGGCCCUCAACGAGUCUUUGACCCAGGAGAUGGAGGCUGACCGUGGCAGUGGCAGAACAGAUGCUGAAAGGACAAUACAAGAUGGAAGACUUUUUCUGAAGACUUCAGUGAUGUACUGAACCAACUACGCAGAGGCUGUUCUGUGACUAAAUUAAAGACUUAAAAAUGACAACAAAAAAAGAAGCUUUUGAGGGAGCAUUCAGAGCAAGUUAUUUGAGCUGGCAUAUCCACUUGUUUCUAACAACAACAAAAUAGUGAUGAAUACAUCUGAGUGCUGCAAUUACCACCCGUACUCAAGGCUAAAAGGUUCAUAAAUAUAAAAGACUCAUCACAAAACAAUGACUGAUUAGCUGCUGUUGGGCAUUGAAACUGGGGCCUACUGCCUUUUGUAAAUCCUAAUACAUUCUGCAGUGAAAGCUGGACACUGAGCACAGCAGACUGAAAAAUCCAGCAGCACACCUGGAAACCUUUUUUUAAACCCAAUAGUGUAAAGUUGAAGACUUUUAUACUGUACUCAAACCAGCAAGAAAGCUUCAAAUCGAACCUGCAUCUUUUUUUUUCAUCUUUUUUUUUCAAACAACUUAAAAACUGUUACACUUCUUGUCAAAUACACAAGUUUGGGAAGGCUUCUGAAGAAGUGUUUGAUUAGACUGCGUGUUCAAGCCUACACAUGAAUAAUAAACUUUGAUUUCAAAGGUUUUUAAAUUUGAAAGGAAAAAUGCAAUUCACUGUCUUUUUUUUUUCACCACAUUGUAUAUUCUUGAUCUGAAGUGAUGGGAUGUUUUUAAAAUUAAUGAUAACCAAGAUGGUAUGUAUAUAAAAACAAGUUAUUGAAAGAAGGUAUUAUGUAUGCAGUAGAUUUAUUAGGAAACAAAACAUUAAAAUUGGAAGUUCACAUUUAAAAAAAACAACAAAAAAAAACAAUUUUAUUAUUUUGUUUUGUCACCCUGAUAUCAGAGAACUGCCUUUUUAGUUUUAACGCAUGCAGGCAUGUAAAUGUUUGUCCUGGAGUCAUGGUAUUAUAUGAUUGGAAUAUAAAAACACACACACACACACACACACACACACACACAACAACAGAAGCCCUGAAUACUUCUUAUUUGUGACUGUGCUGUGAAUCAGAUACCCAGUUUACUUUUCUAGCAGCAUCAAGCAUCCUUGUGACAGCAUUGACUUAAAGAACACUUGAUGCAUUGAUUAAACCGAAAGUAAAGCUGAGUGAUCGCUUACAUGUCUCCUUCCCUUGUAUUUGGCAAGGUUUGUUUCUGUGUAAUAUUCACUGUCUAUAUUGUGAAGAUAACUGGAAGUAAACCUACGACACAGUACUUACCUUUGUAGUGUAGCUUUCUGUUUAUUUCGCAAUGAUUCAUUCAUCUUUUAAGUCUAAGUUUGAAAGUCGAAAACAGUUCAAAAGCUACUAAUAUGCAUUUUAUAUUAGUAAUAUUAUUUUGGUUAUUUAUAAACUAUAAUACAAUUUAAUAAAUAUCUUCUUUGAUGCGCUGCAGUUUGGUUUAGCCUUUGUCUCUUAUGGGACUGUAAUAUCUGAAGUCUUUUUAUUAGGUGUUUCUUUAACAGCUAGCUUGCUUUUCCAAAGCCUUCAACAUCAAAGGAAAUACAUCUGUAAAUGUCCGUUUUAAUCAAACAGUGACCUCAGCCACAGAGUUCAGAAAUCGCUAAAACAAAUAUCACAUUGUUUAUACAUCUUUAACAUAUUCAUACAUGCAGAUAUGUAUUAAGGAUCAGCUGUCAAUCAGUUAGAGAACUGUUUACUGUAUGUCCAUUUUUGCCUCAGGCUUUUUUUUUUUUUUUUUAGAAACGUGUACAAGCAGAUGGUUUAUUCCACCAGAAAGUUUUUUUUUUUUUUUUUUUAAGUUAAUAGUGAGAUAUUGUGAAUCAAGGAUAGAAAACUGUCGAAAUACAGUAAAAAAAAAUGGAUUGUGUUGGUUUUGUCCUGAUAUGAAUAGUCACCUCAGCAGCUAACCAUGAAAUGGUUAUGGUUUCAAAAAGGGAGAUGGUUAUUUAUAUCAGAAUUAAAGCAUACUGUUUAUCACUAUAAAACUGUGUUUAUUAAAACACCUCAUUAAUAAAGUAUUUUCUUUAAAGGGUUUUGACUGAAUAAGUGUGAUUUGAAAAUAAUUUGAAAAUAUUUUGGGCUUUAGUCUUUACAGGGUUAAUAGCUUGUUGGCUGUGUAUUUCUCACUUAAAAAAAAAAGAAAGCGAUUUACAAUACUUGUACCUUGUAGCAUUUCUCAUCACUCCACACCUUGCAUAGAGUCACCACUUAGCAUUUAUUGGGUUAAGAAAUGUGUACAUUUCCUGCUGUCGAGAACAGUCAAAAUUACAUUUAUAGAGAAAGGGAUUUAAGAAGUGGUUGGAGCAAGAAAGAGCAUUCAAAUAUUUGAUUUCUAGAAAGACUGCAUUAUAAGUUAUUGUUGUUAUUCCACUGUUUAUCAUACAGUUGCUUUUCCAAGUUAUUGUUCAUGGUGCUUUUUUUAUCUUAACAAUAUUUGUGUCAGGCUGUCCUGUCUUAUAGCCACAUUUGCACUCUAUGCAAGCCCUUGGAACAGAUCAUAAUGCUCAUCUUCACGUAGGACCUAUGAAAAUUGUCUAUUUUUAUCUAUAUAUUUAACGUUUUCUAAAAGUAAAAAAAAAAAAAAAAAAAAGGUUAUUACAAAUUUUGUUGUACACAAUCUGUACAAAAUGAGAAAACUGUUUUUACAUCAUAAUUCAAGAAUGCAAGUUUUUUUUCUAUGGUAUCCUAGUUCUUUGAGUCCAGUUUAAAUGUGAGGAUCCACGUUUUACUGUAGUUUCUUUUCUUUUCUUUUCAACAAUCUGCUAAUAAAACUGUCUGAAAUCUCCCAUCUUGUAUUUAUUAUUUCCCUUAAUUAACUUACACUAUGUUAGCACAGAUAGAACAGUCAGCUUUUUACAUUACUACAAGAACAAUGCUGAAUAAUUUGUGAUUUGACAUGCAGCUGCUAUGUUUCUAUCUUGAGUUACUGUGCUGAAAAACAUAAUAAAAACACAUUUUGUUUAACAA